Messenger RNA from Globicephala melas (long-finned pilot whale), 6827 nucleotides. RefSeq names its product frizzled class receptor 7 (gene FZD7). The record is from RefSeq and is a predicted model, not a curated record. Gene Ontology annotation, molecular function: Wnt-protein binding; Wnt receptor activity. Gene Ontology annotation, biological process: canonical Wnt signaling pathway; non-canonical Wnt signaling pathway. Gene Ontology annotation, cellular component: plasma membrane. NCBI's taxonomy places the organism in Eukaryota, Metazoa, Chordata, Mammalia, Artiodactyla, Delphinidae.
GCGGCCCGGAACCCUGCAAGCCCAACGCUUCUUCUGGCGAGUUGAGCGGCUCCGAGGCGUUACUCUGCGCUCCCUCCCGGCGGGCGGCGGCGGCUGCGGGCGCUGGGACUCACCAGCCAGGGUUGCGCGGGGCUGGAGAGGCCAGGCCCAGGCCAAGGGCACCGGGAUCUCGCAGCUUUGGACGCAGUGUGACUGGAUUUCUUGAAAGAACUCGCUGAGCUCUUGGCUCCAAGAAGCCGAUCGGACUCAGCGAGAAUCAGCCGUUUGGCUAAAACUUGGGGCCAAGAUUUUGGGGCUGAAGAAGGAGCGGGGAGUGGAGAAGGAGGCGAAGGAGGAGGAGGCGGCGGCGAGCGGAGCCUCGAGGCGAGGAGGCGGAGCAGCACCGUAGAGGCGGCGGCUUUGGCUAGCAAGCGGCGGCGCCCGGCUCUCGCCUGCUCGGGGGCCGGACUUGUUGUGGGGGGCGCGCGCGUUACUGUGCGCUGUGAGUCAAGAGACUUGGGCAAACUUUGAAGGGUAACCGGAGACGCUUGUUGCUCCUCGCCGCAGAAAAAGCCUCACCGUUACGUCGCGGCGAGCGGAGAAGGCGGCCCCCGCCGGCGCCCCCGGCCCAGGCAGACGAGUUUGGGCCCCCGGCUGCUGCGCGAGUGCCGGGCGGAGGUGGCGGCGGCGCCCCCGCAGCGCGAGCACCCCAGCUGCAGCGCCCUCGGCUGCGCACCGCCCACGGCCCAGCCCCGGCGCCGCGAAGACUCUCAUGCGCCCGGCGCGGCGGCGCCUCCCCGGAUCCCAGCCUUUCCCGGCUGCCUUGUCGCGAUUCUCGGGCUGAGAACGCCGCUGCACCCGCGGCCGGCGAUGCUGGGCCCCUGCGCGGCACCGUCGCGCUCGCCUCUGGGCCUGUGUACUCUGGUGAUUGCGCUGCUGGGCGCACUGCCCGCGGGCGCCGGGGCGCAGCAGUAUCACGGCGAGAAGGGCAUCUCAGUGCCGGAUCACGGCUUCUGCCAGCCCAUCUCCAUCCCGCUGUGCACGGACAUCGCCUACAACCAGACCAUCCUGCCCAACCUGCUGGGUCACACGAACCAAGAGGAUGCGGGCCUCGAGGUGCACCAGUUCUACCCGCUGGUGAAGGUGCAGUGUUCUCCCGAGCUGCGCUUCUUCCUGUGCUCCAUGUACGCACCCGUGUGUACCGUGCUCGAUAAGGCCAUCCCGCCGUGCCGCUCUCUGUGCGAGCGUGCCCGCCAGGGCUGUGAGGCGCUCAUGAACAAGUUCGGCUUCCAGUGGCCUGAGCGGCUGCGUUGCGAGAACUUCCCCGUGCACGGCGCCGGAGAGAUCUGCGUGGGCCAGAACACUUCGGACGGCUCCGGCAGCGCGGGAGGCGGCCCCACCGCCUAUCCCACCGCGCCCUACAUGCCCGACCUGCCCUUGACCGCGCUGCCUCCGGGGGCCGCUGACGGCAGGGGCCGCUCAGGCUUCCCCUUCUCGUGCCCACGCCAGCUCAAGGUACCCCCCUACCUCGGCUACCGUUUCCUGGGGGAGCGCGACUGCGGCGCCCCUUGCGAGCCGGGCCGCGCCAACGGCCUCAUGUACUUUAAGGAGGAGGAGAGGCGCUUCGCCCGCCUCUGGGUGGGCGUGUGGUCAGUGCUGUGCUGCGCCUCGACGCUCUUCACCGUGCUUACCUACCUAGUGGACAUGCGGCGCUUCAGCUACCCAGAGCGGCCUAUCAUCUUCCUAUCGGGCUGCUAUUUCAUGGUGGCCGUGGCGCACGUGGCCGGCUUCCUGUUGGAGGACCGCGCGGUGUGCGUGGAGCGCUUCUCAGACGACGGCUACCGCACGGUGGCGCAGGGCACCAAGAAGGAAGGUUGCACCAUCCUCUUCAUGGUGCUCUACUUCUUCGGCAUGGCCAGUUCCAUCUGGUGGGUCAUCCUGUCGCUCACCUGGUUCCUGGCGGCCGGCAUGAAGUGGGGCCACGAGGCCAUCGAGGCCAACUCGCAGUACUUCCACCUGGCCGCGUGGGCGGUGCCCGCUGUCAAGACUAUCACCAUCCUGGCCAUGGGCCAGGUGGACGGGGACCUGCUCAGCGGGGUGUGCUACGUGGGCCUGUCCAGCGUGGACGCGCUGCGGGGCUUCGUGCUGGCGCCCCUGUUCGUCUACCUCUUCAUCGGCACGUCCUUCCUGCUGGCCGGCUUCGUGUCGCUGUUCCGCAUCCGCACCAUCAUGAAGCACGACGGCACCAAGACCGAGAAGCUGGAGAAGCUCAUGGUGCGCAUCGGCGUCUUCAGCGUGCUCUACACCGUGCCGGCCACCAUCGUUCUGGCCUGCUACUUCUACGAGCAGGCGUUUCGCGAACACUGGGAGCGCACCUGGCUCCUGCAGACGUGCAAGAGCUACGCGGUGCCCUGCCCGCCCGGCCACUUCCCGCCCAUGAGCCCCGACUUCACCGUCUUCAUGAUCAAGUACCUGAUGACCAUGAUCGUCGGCAUCACCACUGGCUUCUGGAUCUGGUCCGGCAAGACGCUGCAGUCGUGGCGCCGCUUCUACCACAGACUCAGCCACAGCAGCAAGGGGGAGACUGCGGUAUGAGCCCCGGCCCCUCCCCCACCCUUCCUUCUCCCACCCCCUAGCAGGGGGAAAGGCGCGGUAGGGGAAGAACUGCGGGCUAGGGGGGGGCUUGUUUCUGUCACUUUACGCUCCAGUGAGAAGUGACCUAGAAGUGAGAAGAUAUAGGUAGAGAUAUACGUGGGUUUGGAAAAGAGGCCUGAGUGGAAAGACGGUUUGGAUGAAAAGACUUCUGGCAAAGACUUGCAGGAUGAUGACGAUCAUCAUCAUGUUAAUCCUGUACGGUACGGACCGACCUGGGCCAAUCGAAAAGAUUGAGAUCAGAAGGUUGCUGUGAGUUCUUCUCGGCUCUGGGGCCGAACUGGGACUGUGAGCGAUUCCCCUGCUGCAAGACAAGUGGCCUGUCCUCACUCCUGUGAGGCCCGGGUGAAAGGCACAGCUCUGUCUGCGGCGGCUGCUUUGUUGGGAAAAGGGAGGACUCCCUGCAGAGUCCUUGUUAAGCGGUGGUCAAACCGUAAUCUCUUUUCACUGGGGCCAUACUGGAGCCCAGAUGGGUUAAUUUCCAGGGUCAGACAUUACAGUCUCUCCUCGCCUGCCUCCUCCCGCCUGUCUUUCCUCCUCUGCUCCUUUCAAGUCUUGUAAAGUAAGCAUUUUGAAGUCUUGGGAGGCCUGCCUCCUAGAAUCCUAAUGUGAGGAUGCAAAAGAAAUGAAGCUAACAUUUUGCAACAAGGGAAAGACGGCGAGUAGUAGGUAUUUCUACUACUUUUUUUCUUUUCUGGGGAAGGCAGGAGGAAGAAAGAAGGGUGUUUUAUUUGGUUUAAUACCCUGAAAAGAAGUGAUGACUUGUUGCUUUUCAAAACAGGAAUGCAUUUUCCCCCCUGUCUUUGUUGUAAGAGACAAAAGAGGAAACAAGUGUCUCCCUGUGGAAAGGAACAACUGUGAAGAAGACAGCAACUUUUAUAGGCAAAGCAGCGCAAAUCUGAAGUUUCCCUUUGAAUGUUAAUUUGGUUGCGAUAAACAUUCCUUUUUAAGGAAAAGUGAAGGGCAGUGUGCUUCCAUACCCCUUUCCGUCAGAGGUUCUGAGUUGGCUAAAGGAAAUGCAAGGGGUUUUGUUGUGUUUGUUUUAAGUAAAUUUAAUUCAGAACACAUGAUCUAACAGGCUCUGUUAAAACGUUCAGGGAAAUCUCCCACUUCAUUUUUAUUUUCUUCCUAUAAACCUGCAUUUAGGUUUUUUUUUCUGUUUUUUUCACUCCAAUUUGAAUCCUUCAAGAUAAAAGGAGAAGCAUAAUACCUUUAGCCUCAUAAUAAAGGAACGUUAAAUUUUUUAAAAAGUAAAAAAGCAUUUUGUCCUGUUUCCUUUGUUCCAUAAAUCCAUUUAUAAAAUAUCAUGUGUAUGCUGACCCUGUCUUUGUGUGGCCGGGUGGGAAGGUGACCUGCAGAAAUGACAGUGAGUGAAGUGGACAGUUCAAACCAUGGGCCCCAUUUUUAAGGAAAGUCAUUAAAAGAAGGUAAACUUCAAAGUAAUUCUGGAGUUCUUUGAAAUGUGCUGGAUGACUUAAAUUUAUUAAUCUUAAAUCAUGUACUUUUUUUUCUAUAAUAGAACUCCAAUUCUUUUGCGUAAUGGGCUAAAGCUGAGCAGAGAAUCAUGGGAGCUAACCUUUACUCCACCUUUGACACCACCCUCCAAUCUGCCAACACUAUCCUAUUUCUCAAAACAGUCUUUAAAUGCUGUUUUAAAUAGUUUUUAAAUCAUAGAGGGUACUGUCAGGAGUACAAGUUGCUUUAUAUAUGUAAUGUUAGGUUGAGUGGAGCUGCUUUUUAUAUUAAAGUUAACAUUGACCUUGUGUUCCUUAAACCUCCAAAACUGUCUGAUUUGUCAGAUUUUUAAAACUCCCACUACACAGUUUUUGGCAUCUUUUGUGUUGUAUCUCUUGCAUGUGAAAUUUGUAAAAUAGAGACAAGUGCAGUAUGUAUAUUUUGUAAAUCUCCCAUUUUUGUAAGAAAAUAUAUAUUGUAUUUAUACAUUUUUACUUUGGAUUUUUGUUUUGUUUUGCCUUUAAAAAUCUACAAGGAAGCCCCACUUUAUCACUUGUACAGAUCACAAAUAAAUUUUUUUUUAAAUACAAAGUGAACGUAUAUUUAGUUUAUGGUUCCUAUGUAAGCCAAAGAAUAGAAUGUUGUAUUAUGGAAAGAUGGUAUGGAGGUAUGCCACUGUAUGUGUCCCUCAUAGAGGAAGAUGUUAUAUAUAUUAAGGUCUUUUUUUCUUGCCUUUUAAAACACAGAGUGUGAUGAAUGCCUUCACUGUCCUUUAUUUUUUUUUCUGUUGUUGUUGCUUCCGGCUUUUCUCCACACCACCCUACCACACACACCACUAAGCUUUUUCACAUCCUGCUCUGGAUAAAUUACUGAAGGUACAGAAUAAGCAUCUCUUUUAGAGGAGUGUUGUGUGAUCCAUGUUUUUACUACCCUUCAGGCAUACAGUCCAUAUUUGAAAGAGGACUAGAUAUCUUUGGUCCACUUUUCUGGAGAUGUUUUCCUUGGGAAGAAUUCUGAGAUUUUUUUUUUUUUUUUAAUCACUGAUUGGUGUUUUUGUAUUCUAAGGCCCCUUAUCUAAACUGUAGGGACUUAAAUCCUUUGGGUUCAGGUGGUUGGGAAAGUCUGUAGUUGAUUCCAGAGAUCAUAACAGGGGCAUUGCACGUGGAGCCUUCCCAGCUGUAGGCUUCACUCUACCUUGUAGGUCAAUUGAGCCAGAGGUCAAGUGAUUCCCCAAGAUGGCAGUGACUCAGCAGCUCCGGCAGGAAUAGACUCCACGCCUGACCCCAGGAUGGCCUCAGAAGCCACUGAAGCUAUUCUUUCCUCUUGUCAGAGAGGCUAACUUUGGAAUCAGAUUAGACCGAGAAGCCUUCGCUAUCCAGGCACUUUGAUAUUAAACAGUCCCUCAGGGAAAUAAUAAAGGCAUUCUAAAUACUUCCAAUACAAGCCUCAUUAGCUUUUUUUGUUGUUGUUGUUUCACUUUAAUUCAGGUGUCUAUUUGCUGGCUUUUCAUAAUAGAGUCCCCUCAUUCUCUGGCAGCCAUCACAGCAGCAGACAGGACGCUGCUGUUUCUCCUUCCCUGCUUUGGCUCUAAGUUUCUGUACUUCUAAAGCUCAACAGAAACAGUUCUGUUUUUGUUUUAAUUAAUAGGCUCACACACAUGGCUGGUGUGUUUUACAAACACAUGGAAUGAAAACCAGUGACAGUCCUCACCAAGAGGAGGAAGGCUUGCGGCUGCACUGUGUGCAAAGCGGCUUUAAGAUCCUCCUGGGUUUUGAACAUCACAAUGGGUGGGAGGUCAUCUUAAGCUGUGAAGAUUUUGGCUUCGAGGAAGGAAAAAAAGAGCGACUUCAAGUCUCUUAAGGUUUAUCCCGUUUUUGCUCAUAAAAUGACACCUUUUAGGUUAAAGAAUGCCUCUUUUAACACCACAGUAAUACUGCCUGUUAAGAAUGUUUGCUUUUGGAGUAGGUGGAAGGCUCCCAAUGGGGUUUUUUGCUCACAAAUUAACUGCUGAAUGCACUUAGACCCUUCUGUGGGAGAGCUAUGUGACUGCUCCUGUAAAUGUGUCCCCUUCCUCUCUUGUCAGUGCUGCCUCGUCCUGCAGGGCGCUCAGAUUGCAGAGCACUUGUCUUUAGCGAGGGAACAAAGACUGUGUAUGAAUAAAUUACUAGCUGCUUUUUUGCGAGCAAAGAUAAAACUGUUCGGUUUAAUCCUUUCACAAUGUGGUACGUCCUAACGUCAUAGGUUCUUACCUAAGCAUUUUAGAGGCUUGGGGAUCCUUAAGGAGGUGCAUCUUUGCAGAAAAUAGGUGAGAGAGAGAGUGCUUGUGAAAGGGCAUGUGUGGAGUUUAGGAAAAACAUUGGCAGGAGUUUGGUGUUAAUCCCUAGUUGAGGAGCAGAAACACUUGUGAACAUUUUCUUCAGUUUAUAAAACAAAAUUAGUCUAUACAAUAACCCUCUGCAACACCUAAUCGUUUAAAGUAGGUUUGUGAGAAAUCUUGGUGAGAAACAAUAAAUGUCCUGUUGACAACAUCUCACCAUUAAAGAAAAAGUAGAUUUUUUUAAUGUGCUUGAUAGAAAAUAGUGAUAUCAGAAAUUCUCUGGGUAGAACUAUAGAAGUGUAACAGCUGUAGGUUUGAGCCCUGUAAUUAUACUGGGAAAUUCUCUUCUAACUCUCCCAUCUUUAAUUUCACUGAAAAGGCAGGUGGCUAUUUAUAGAUGGUAUAUUUUUAUAUAUGCAUAUGU